GAGUGGGGAGGGAGGAGGCCACAAUCCUCGGAGGCAAGGCUGUGCAGGGCUUGUGGGGAAGAGGGAGGUGCCAGCACUUGAGCCCUGAGGCCCUGCUGGCCCCUGGGCGCAGGCCCAGCUCCCGCCCCCAGGGAUGGACCUCGCGGACCCCGACAUCUUUAAUAGGGAUCCCCGGGACCACUAUGACCUGCUGCAGCGGCUGGGUGGCGGCACCUAUGGCGAAGUCUUCAAGGCUCGAGACAAGGUGUCCGGGGACCUGGUGGCACUGAAGAUGGUGAAGAUGGAGCCUGAUGAUGAUGUCUCCACCCUUCAGAAGGAAAUCCUCAUGUUGAAAACUUGCCGGCAUGCUAACAUCGUGGCCUACCAUGGGAGUUAUCUCUGGUUGCAGAAGCUCUGGAUCUGCAUGGAAUUCUGUGGGGCUGGUUCUCUCCAGGACAUCUACCAAGUGACAGGCUCCUUGUCAGAGCUCCAGAUCAGCUAUGUCUGCCGGGAAGUGCUCCAGGGACUGGCCUAUUUGCACUCACAGAAGAAGAUACACCGAGACAUCAAGGUGGUCUGGGGCAGAAGGGUGAUUAUUUCUAAAGUACAAUAAGUUGCUAUAUAUCUCCCUCUGCCUUUAGCUGACUUUGGUAUCUCGGCCCAGAUUGGGGCGACACUGGCCAGACGCCUCUCUUUCAUUGGGACCCCAUACUGGAUGGCCCCAGAAGUGGCAGCUGUGGCCCUGAAAGGGGGAUAUAAUGAGCUGUGUGACAUCUGGUCCCUGGGCAUCACAGCCAUCGAACUAGCUGAGCUACAGCCACCACUCUUCGAUGUGCACCCUCUCAGAGUUCUCUUCCUCAUGACCAAGAGUGGCUACCAGCCUCCCCGGCUAAAGGAAAAGGGCAAAUGGUCGGCUGCCUUCCACAACUUUGUCAAAGUCACCCUUACUAAGAGCCCCAAGAAACGACCCAGCGCCACCAAGAUGCUCAGUCAUCAGCUGGUGUCCCAGCCUGGGCUGAAUAGAGGCCUGAUCCUAGAUCUUCUUGACAAACUGAGGAAUCCCGGGAAGGGACCCCCUGUUGGGGAGAUUGAAGACGAGGACCCUGAGCUACCCCCUGCCAUCCCACGGAGGAUAAGAUCCACCCACCGGUCCAGUUCUCUGGGGAUCCCAGAUGCAGAUUGCUGUCGGCGGCACAUGGAGUUCAGGAAGCUCAGAGGAAUGAAGACCAAACCGUCAGCCGACACUGCUCACUUACAGCCGCCUACAGACUUCAGGAGCAGCAGUCCCAGCAGGCACCUGUCAGAGUCCGAUGAUGACUAUGACGACGUGGACAUCCCCACCCCUGCAGAGGACACGCCUCCUCCACUGCCCCCCAAGCCCAAGUUCCGUUCUCCAUCGGAUGAGGGUCUUGGGGGGACAGGGGAUGAAGGGCAGCUGAGCCCAGGGGUGCUGGUCCGGUGUGCCAGUGGGCCUCCCCCACGCACCCCCCGUCUUGGGCCUCCCCCAGCCACUGACAGCCCUCACCUUACCGCCCAUUCAGAACCCUCACUCUGGAACCCACCCUCCCGGAAGCCUGACCAACCCCCACUGCUGCCCCCCAAGAAAGAAAAGAUGAAGAGAAAGGGAUGUGCCCUUCUCGUAAAGUUGUUCAAUGGCUGCCCCCUCCGGAUCCACAGCACAGCCGCCUGGACACACCCCUCCACCAAGGACCAGUACCUGCUCCUGGGGGCAGAGGAAGGCAUUUUCAUCUUGAACCGGAAUGAUCAGGAGGCCACGCUGGAGAUGCUCUUUCCUAGCCGGACUACCUGGGUGUACUCCAUCAACAACGUCCUCAUGUCUCUCUCAGGAAAGACACCCCACCUGUAUUCUCAUAGCAUCCUGGGCCUGCUGGAACGGAAAGAGACCAGAGCAGGAAGCCCCAUCGCUCACAUUAGCCCCCACCGGCUAUUGGGAAGGAAGAACAUGGUCUCCACCAAGAUCCAGGACACCAAAGGCUGCCGGGCUUGUUGUGUGGCCGAGGGUGGAGACUCCGGCGGCCCGUUUCUGUGUGGCGCAUUGGAGACGUCCGUGGUCCUGCUUCAGUGGUACCAGCCCAUGAAUAAGUUCCUGCUCAUCCGGCAGGUGCUGUUCCCACUACCAACGCCUCUGCCAGUGUUCGCGCUGCUGACCGGGCCAGGUUCUGAGCUGCCCGCCGUGUGCAUCGGCGUGAGCCCCGGGCGGCCGGCGAGCUCGGUGCUCUUCCACACCGUGCGCUUCGGCGCGCUGUCCUGCUGGCUGGGCGAGAUGAGCACCGAGCACACGGGACCAGUGCAGGUGAGCCAGGUACAGGAAGACAUGGUGAUGGUGUUGGUGGACGGCUCUCUGAAGCUGGUGACCCCAGAGGGGGCCCCAGUCAAGGGGCUUCGCACACCUGAGAUCCCUAUGACUGAAGCAGUGGAGGCCGUAGCUAUGGUUGGAGGUCGGCUUCAGGCCUUCUGGAAGCAUGGAGUGCAGGUGUGGGCUCCAGGCUCAGAUCAGCUGCUGCAGGAGCUGAGAGACCCCACCCUCACUUUCCGCCUCCUUGGCUCCCCCAGGCCUGUAGUGGUGGAGACACGCCCAACAGAUGAUCCUACUGCCCCCAGCAACCUCUACAUCCAGGAAUGAGUCCCCAGGGAGGUGUUAGGAACCAGUCCCUGCACCCCCCUCCCAACACACACACUAGUGGUUAUGUCAUGUCCUUGUCUCCCAAUAAACAUGACUUUAGCCUCUGC
This is a messenger RNA of Galeopterus variegatus (Sunda flying lemur), 2730 nucleotides long. It is a transcript of the gene MAP4K1, whose product is annotated as mitogen-activated protein kinase kinase kinase kinase 1. The record is from RefSeq and is a predicted model, not a curated record. The transcript is spliced from 30 exons. NCBI's taxonomy places the organism in Eukaryota, Metazoa, Chordata, Mammalia, Dermoptera, Cynocephalidae. Gene Ontology annotation, molecular function: ATP binding; MAP kinase kinase kinase kinase activity. Gene Ontology annotation, biological process: protein phosphorylation.